Molecule: messenger RNA, 6413 nt
Organism: Brienomyrus brachyistius
Lineage: Eukaryota; Metazoa; Chordata; Actinopteri; Osteoglossiformes; Mormyridae
Product: rho guanine nucleotide exchange factor 12-like
Exons: 36
Coding region: 1363-5106 (1247 amino acids)
Biological process (GO): intracellular signal transduction; G protein-coupled receptor signaling pathway
Cellular component (GO): cytoplasm
Molecular function (GO): guanyl-nucleotide exchange factor activity; G protein-coupled receptor binding
Source: RefSeq, a predicted model, not a curated record
GGUUUUCUUCUAAAUGGGAUGUUUUUCUGGCGGAAGUGUACACCCUGCGAUGAGGGAGACUUGGGUUAGGGCGGAGUAACAGGAGUAUUUUUGUUUAAGGUUUAAACUCAUUUAAUAGGCCUAGUUUUGAGAGGCACAAUCCCGUAUCGCUUAGAAUAAGCCUUUUUUUACGCCUGGGGCUCUCAUAGUUCACUAAUAGUUACAUCGAUAGUGUUUUUGCUUGUUAGUGGAUACUGGAAAACGUCCGUGCAUGGACACUGCACAGCUUCGGGAAUGUGACUGUAAAACUGCAGCACCGGGAUGGAAACCCUAUGGAAACAUAGACACAAGAGGGGGGCGAUCUGUAGGUCUGGCGUGUUGAAAUAAAGAAUGGCGGCCCACCGCUGUAUUUCCAGCUGUCCCGGGCUACCGACGCUUAGUUGUGAAGGUUUUAUUUAUUUUUGCUCCUAUUGAACCAAGGUCUGAUCCAGCAUCGGAAAGAAAAGGAGGUCCACCAAAGUUGUGCUUGAAACCUCGUUUCACUGCAAGUCUCCCCCCUCCGCGAAGACACUUUGAUGUUUGGCCGUACGAUACGAGAAGGACUCGUAAAGGACCAUCGUCGGCUUAUUUUUUUUUAAGGAAGAAGUUUUCUUAUUUUCCAAUCGCAACGUGGGAUGUCUGUCUUAUUGGCUUCAGUUAACGGAGGGCCCACGAUUUGGGGAAAAUUACGUUUACUUUAAGCAAACGAAGUGGAUGAAAUCAAACUUGUGAUUUCGGUAGCUGUGUCGUGCAAACGCGGGCGUAUUUUUGAUUUUUUUUUUUUUUUGCUAAAGUUUGCGAACAAACACCAGAUCGACGUCUUUUAAAGUAGAAUUUGGAUGCUUGAGUAAAUCUGGACCUUGGCGAUUCAACUUAUUUGGACAAAAAAGGUUAAUUGAAGCUGGUCGCCAGAAGCAAGGACUGCUAAAGGAAAGGAAUAAAUAUCAGACAUUGAAAAGCAGUAAUAGAGCGCUGGGCGAUCGGGGGACCUUCUCAGGAGAGGCGUUAUGGAAUGCGGGUAUGCUUAUUGUUAAAGAAGAGACUGCAAAACUCUAGCCAAACGUGUUCAGGUAGUUUUGCUCAGGUUCUUUGCCACGCCAUAGCAUACAGCAACCCUUCGACUAAGUGGCAUAUAUAUCUCGGCUUUGAUUUUCGUUUUGCUUAAGGGAAACCCCGACUGUAACACGGCCACUUAAACUUUAAAAGAAUAUUGCUGGCUUCGUUAAACAAUAUUGCAUACCUAUGCAUAGAUGUUUAAGGGGGAUCUGCUAUUUGUCUGAAUGUUUUAGUGUUGCUGUAGGAUGCUAAUUGGAUAUAAAACGAAGAAGUAAGGAAGGAAUCCCAAUGAGCGGAUUACAAUCCACUGACAGGACUGGUAACAUCCUCAGCCAAGACCAGCUAUCCGACCAGAGGUCUCUGCACUUAGAUUCUACAGGGCUGGUGCAGAGAUGUGUGAUCAUCCAGAGGGACGACAAUGGCUUUGGCCUCACAGUCAGCGGCGACAACCCCGUGUUCGUGCAGCUCGUCAAAGAAGAUGGCGCAGCAAUGCGUGCCGGUGUCCAGAAAGGAGACCGUAUUAUUAAGGUCAAUGGGACAUUAGUGACGCAUUCGAACCAUUUGGAGGUGGUGAAGCUCAUCAAAUCUGGAUCGUAUGCAGCCCUCACUGUCCUGGGGAGGCCCCCUGGUUCUCCUCAGAUCCCCCUUUCUGAAGGUGAAACUGGGGCGGGGUCGCCUCUGACCCCACUCUACCCCUCUGGAAAGGUGGCAGGAGAGCGUGAUUCCUGGGACCGGGAUGCUGCUUCGAAACUGCUGCGGGCUCAGCCAGGCCUGGCGGAGGGUCCGAACCAAAGGGAGCCCCUAGAGAGCAGCCCAGGGAUAACGCCCAGAAACAGCGUGGGCUCCUGCCCCUCCCCUGACCCCGAGGAUAUCGCUGACCAGAACUCCCACUCCAAUUCAGGAAGCCCAUACUUGCGGCCAGUCACACAGAUAAUCGGUGCUGAAGAUGACUACUUUGAGGCAGAACAGGAACAGAUCAAUGGCCAGUGCAGCUGCUUCCAGAGCAUUGAGCUACUCAAAUCCCGGCCAGCCCACCUGGCGGUCUUCCUCCACCACGUCUUCUCCCAGUUUGACCCUGCCCCCCUGCUGUGCUACCUCUACGCCGAGCUGUACAAGCAGACCAACUCCAAAGAGACCCGGCGCGUCUUUAUGGAGCUGCACUCAUUCUUCAUGGAGCGAGGGGCGAACCUGAAAGUCUCUGUGCCAGAGUCCAUCUCCUCUGAGCUUGGUGGGGGGGGCGGGCCACCCUCAGACCGCAGGAGACCUGAGCUUCUCCCCGAGGAGCUGCACAGGCAAUAUGUACAGGCGCUGCAGGACUCACUUCUGCCUGAAGUACAGAGACAGCUGGAUGACUUCAGGCAGAAGCGCUGCAUGGGCCUGACGCUGGCCGAGGGGGAUCUGGCUCGACUCGACGUGGAGCAGAACCGGGAACAGAGCCGGGGGCCACAAGAGCGCGAGCGGCUCUGUGCCGAGAGCAUCGUCGGCAAGGUCGAGGACGUGCUCCUGACGUCGCAGCUGGCGGAGGAGGAGAAGUGUGCCACCAUGCACUACGUGCUCCUCAGCUAUAUGAAGUACCUUGGCGUGAAGGUGAAGGAACCACGAGGCCUGGAGCCCAAGCGUACACGCAUUAACUUUCUCCCCAAGAUUAAGCAGAAGAGGGUGGAGAAAGAGACGGAAGACAAGGGCAAGUCGAGGCUACUUCACAGCAUCCUCGGCGGGCCCCCACGGAAGCCUGGACCAUCCAGUGGUCGCGUCCCGGACCCACCUAAGCCCCGCCCACUUAAGCAGCCGUACCAGAGCUCUUUCUCGGUUCCUGAAACCCCCGAAGCCUCCCAACUGAUGCGUCAGCGGGGGGGGCAAUUCUCCGAGAGCUCCGAGCCGCCCACCGUUCCUGCUUUCCCAUCACAGUCGAUCGGUUUUGAGGGGGGAGAUUCUGUGCCUGGAGACCCCAGCAGUGUUCCCUACAGCACCACACAGUGCAAUUUCAGCCCCAGUAACCAGGAUCAGCUGCAAGAGGAUGACCGGGAGAGUGACAGAAACCAGGAUGGAGGAACUCCCAAUCCAGUCAGAAAAAUGGACACUACAGGACUCGCUGAGGUUGAAAGUGAGGAUGACCAGGGGGGCGAGGUCAGCUCUGAGCCCCACCCUCCAAACUGGCAGCAUCUGGUAGGGAAGGAGGUGCUAGAUGGGCUGACUCCACAUGAGAUCAAGAGGCAGGAAGUCAUCAAUGAGCUGUUCUACACUGAGCGCGCUCACCUGCACAUGCUCAGGGUGAUGGACAGCGUGUUCUACCAGAAGCUGAGCAGGGAUGCCAUACUGCCCCCUGCUGAUAUCAAGAGCAUCUUCGCCAACCUAAAGGAGAUCAUCCAGCUGCAUGUUUCCAUCAUGGAGCAGAUGACAGCCAUACGGAAGGAAAAGGUCUCUGUCAUCGACCAUAUAGGAGAUGCGCUACUGUCUUGGUUCAGCGGUGCUGAGGAAGAGAAACUGAAGCAGGCUGCGGGAACCUUCUGCAGUAACCAGCCCUUCGCUCUGGAGCUCAUCAAGAACCGACAGAAGAAGGACCAGCGCUUUGCAGCCGCCAUGCAGGAGGCCGAGAGCAGUCCGCUGUGUCGCAGACUUCAGCUGAAGGACAUCAUCCCUGCAGAGAUGCAGAGGCUCACCAAAUACCCACUACUGCUGGAAAACGUCGCCAAGUACACAGGGGACCCUGAGGAGAGGGAGAAGGUGCGGAGGGCGAGCGAGUGUUGCCGGCAGAUCCUGAACCACGUAAACCAGGCUGUGAAGGAGGCGGAGAACAAGCAGAGGUUGGAGGACUAUCAAAGAAGACUGGAUGUUUCAUCGCUGAAGCAGAAUGAGAGUCCCAUGGUCUUAGAGCUGAAGAAUCUGGACCUCACCAAGAGGAAGAUGGUCCAUGAGGGAUGUCUCUCUUGGAAGGUGAACAAAGACAAGCCAAUCGAGCUGUACACAUUGUUGCUGGAGGACAUCCUGGUCCUGCUUCAGAAGCAGGACGAUCGGCUCGUGCUUCGAUGUCACAGCAAGAACACCAAGCAUAUUUUCAGCCCUGUUAUCAAGCUGAGCACGGUGCUGGUUCGUUCUGUGGCCACAGACAACAGGUCCUUCUUUGUGCUCUCCAUGUCGGAAAACGGAGCCCAGAUCUAUGAGCUGAUGGCUCAGUCUGUGUUGGAGAAAAAGAUAUGGCAGUGUCAGAUCACUCAGGCAGCAGAUGCCAUGAAAGCAAAACCACACACGGUCAUUCCUUUACCUCAGGCAGAUGAAGUCCGGGAUGCAGCUGAGAUCAUGGCCACCAGCAAACUCCCGCCUGACUCCAGCUUCCCUGGGACUACCCACUCAGCAGAGAGAGAUGCCGAAUUUUCACCCGCUUCUGGUCCCAACCCCUUUGAUGGGAUCAAGCUGAUGGAGGGAGAGAUGGAGGACGAGGCGUCAUCGCUCAUGGAUCUCGCCGACAGGCUGGCCGCCCUACAGCCCAGGUCACGCAGGCGUGUCACGCGUGUGGACGGGGAGGUUGACGUGCCCGUGUUACCCUCCAGGGCCGAGGAAGCCUUGAAGAGCUUGGCCGCGCUCAGGCAGCUACUGGUGCUGCAGCUGUCGCAGGAAGGUAGCAGGGCGACGGGUCUCCAGAGAACCACCUCCCUACGGCUCCGACCCACACCAUCCUCAGCCUUCACCCAUAAUGGCGGGGAGGAGGGGGGCCAGGAGGUGGCCUCAGUGGAGCAGAGCUUUCCGGAGGCUUCAGAAGAUUGGUACCUGGUCCUGGCAGGUUUCGGUGAUCUGACUGAGAGCAGCACAGACGAGGAGGACCCCCUGUGGCGCGAGUCAGUGGAUCCGGAGCCUCAGCUGGCCUCCGUGUCAACAGGGGGCUCCGCUGACCCUAUGCGGCAGGUGUUGGCUCACCUGCGCGCUCUGCAGGUUAACCUGUACCAGUUGAAGGACAUGGAGAGGAAGUAUCACAGACUGCAGCAGAAAGCACAGAGACGAUCAGCUGACGCAGACGAGAACAAAGAUAAGGGUUAGAGUGACUCACCCCCUCCCCAGCUAUCCAGCCUCCCCACCUGCUUCAUCCUGCGCUGAGGGAAGACCAGACCUGCCCCAAUUACACCCAGAUCACGUGGGGAAAAUCAGCCAAUCAGGAACGACUUUGAAGCCUGGAGGUCCAGUUCUCCAGAAGACCCAAGCACACAGAGAGUGCCAAAAUGUACUGGACUGAAUCUGGGAUACAUUUAAAAAUAAGCAGUGAAAGUAAACAUUUUAAAAAUAAGUCUGUUUUUAACCCUGAGGUAUAUUUAUUGUUUUUUUUUUGUUAUUGAUUUUAUUCUUUUCCUUUCUGACCACUUUGUCCUGUGUGCUGACCCUCUGUAUUCAGGCCUCCUGGAAGCCUGAAGUUUUCCAAACUGACACAUGGACUGAUCUCUGAUGCAGUGAUGCAGACUGACUUGGCCUUUAGGAUCAUCAGGGAGUUUGGAGUUCACUGGCUGGGGGUUUAAUGCCCCUUCCCAGCUGGAGAUUAUAACUGAAGCUGCCUCCCGUUAGCCAUGCUGGGGGCAAGUGGCAGCUUCUAGACGGGGCUUUGGCUCUCGGUCUGACAGGGGUGACUGACACAGCCCCGUUAUCGGGCAUCUGAGAAGCCCCCAAAGCUGCAUUUCCUGCAUUUCAUUUACAGAUAAAAUGCUCCCCCCGCCCCCCAAGAUGUCUGUGGGUUUCAUUCCGGUUUGUCUUUGGGUUGCACCCCCCCUUGCCGUGUUUGUGUGUUCACUUUGCUUGCACUCACAGCCUCGCCCACAUGUCUGUGCCUCGCUUCCAGGGGCUCGUGCUGAUUGGUCAGUGUCACCGAUGAUCCUGCCUCAGGACCCUCCCCUUCUGUCUUCCCCUGCCCCUUUCCUUGCCUUUUAACCUUUGCCAGCGCCUGCGUUUCUGCAUGUGGGGCUUCUGCCCGUUGCCACGGGAACCCGCCAGUCUCGCUUCAUUCCCCGUCGCUGCUGCGCAGUGACCUCUGGAAUAUUCCAGGCUGAUGCUUAUCCUGGCGAGCCGAGUGGGAACUGGUACCAGAGCUGGACUGUGGAGGGGUGGGCGAGUGGAAGGAUCCAGGGAGUAUUUCCUCAACUAUAGCAACACAGAGAGGUGCGAUUGCUUUGGGGGAGGGGGGGGGGGUUGAUCAUAAUAUUUUAGAAAGAACUGACGGAGAGCUGGACCUGGGGACAUGCUGUAUAAAAACUGUACAUUUUGGAUCUGAUGGUUAGGCAUCCAUCAUAUUAAUGUUUAAGACCCCCGUCAUGAUUGUAAUAAGUUCUAAAAAGAUGAAGAAUAAAAUGUGUGGAAACGUA